GUGGUCAGCAUACACAGCUGCAGAGAGAGAAGCAGCAGCACAUACCACACCAUAAACAAUCUCAAGGCUGCAAGUUCAUUACCCUCCUCAGCACUCUAGAAGGAGAAACAUCUUCUGCUAACUACUGUAUGCUGAUGUUUCCUGUCUGCCUGUGUGUGGGGGAGGUUCUAGCGGGGAUGUGAACAUUCACUCACUGGUCUCCAACACUCCUCAGUCCUCACAUGAGAUGCAGCCUGCUCGUUAUUCUGCUCCUAGGAAAUAAUAUCCAGGGCGAUCAGGAGGUGCACGGACCCCGAGGCCUCCCAAGGAAGUUGCCGUUUUUGAAGUUAAGAAAAGAAGAUAUCAAUCCUCAAGUAAUUACUAUUUUCCUGCAAAUCUAGAACUUGUUUCUACGAACGAAUUUGGGAGUAAAGCUGAAGUCGCUAUAGGAAACACCUAUUAAGUUACAUGAUCUAUCUAUGUACAUAGAACACCUUUUUUCUUUUUUUCUGCCCUUUUGAAUAUUUUCUUUUAUGGUGUCUUACAAUAUACAAUCCAUUUCAUACAUGUACUAAAUUACUUUCUUAGUGUUCCUUUUAUAUUUUGACUAGGGUUGUCUGGUGGUAAUAGUAUGGAAUGUUCAGUCAUCUGCUUCAAUAUUCUGCACAAUUUUCCCAUCUACCUUAAUUAUAAUUUUCUUCAAAUGUAUUUCUGACAUAGAGUCUGGUGUAAGCUGCUACUCAGACAUAACCUCAAGUUUAAGAUCCUUAAUCUACAUAUCCAGCACUCCACUUCAUCAUAUUUGUGGACGAUGAUCAGCUUUGAAAACAACUUUACAUCAUAGAAGACAAUACACUGUUGUCUUCUUCAGCUGGACAAACAAGGGGCUGGAGUUAUUACAAUGCACUGUAUUCACUGGUUCUGCCGACUAAACUCCCACAGAAGGACAGUAUGGAUCCCACCUCUGUUAUGUGGGCUCGCCUUCUUGGUUUAUUACAUAUAUUUCUGCCCUGAUUACUCAAAUCCAGUGGAGCUUGUUGAGGUAUCUGCAAAUAAUGUGCCCAUGUGUGGACAGUAUAAGACAGUGACACAAAGGACACCAUGGUUUCAGAAACAUUUCAAUGGAUCUGUUGAACCUCUCCUAAUGAGGAAAAAUCAGUUGAUAGAGGACCAUGUUCUACAAUGGUGGCUGAAACUCCAAAUGGGGAACAAUGCAAGUGACAUACCUUUGAUACUAGAGCAGUUGUUCAAAGUUGUACCAACUGGGAACCCAUAUGAAGAGCUAUAUAAGAGGCCGUGCCGGCGCUGUGCAGUGGUGGGGAACUCUGGCAACCUCAAAGGAUUGCGACAUGGGGAAAACAUCGAUUCCCAUAAUUUCAUUUUCAGAAUGAAUGGGGCUCGCACCUCUGGAUUUGAAGCUGAUGUAGGCUCCAGAACAACUCACCAUUUUAUGUACCCAGAAAGUGCUGUGCACCUCCCACAUGGUGUCCACUUGGUCUUAAUCCCUUUUAAACUCAAAGAUCUCAAAUGGAUUACGAGUGCUUUUUCAACUGGAGAGAUUAAACGCACAUACAGACCGGUGAAGCAGUAUAUCCAAGCUGAUAAAGACAAGGUCCUAAUAUAUAAUCCAGCUUUUUUCAAAUAUAUUCAUGAUAACUGGACCGAUCAUCAUGGGAAAUAUCCAUCUACUGGAAUGCUGGCACUCAUGUUUGCAUUGCAUAUAUGCGAUGAGAUAUCUGUGUUUGGUUUUGGUGCAGACAGAAAGGGAAACUGGCACCACUAUUGGGAAAACAACAGAUUUGCAGGAGCUUUCCGAAGGACCGGUGUACACAAUGCAGACUUUGAGUCUAAACUCCUAGAAUCAUUAGCCAAUGAAGGAAUACUGACCUUCUACAAAUAAUGAAUGUGUCUAACCAUGAACAGGGAUAUCAUGAUUUUGUACUUUGAUAAUUAAAUUUUUUUUAUUUUUGACCAUAA
Messenger RNA from Pseudophryne corroboree (corroboree frog), 1956 nucleotides. RefSeq names its product CMP-N-acetylneuraminate-beta-galactosamide-alpha-2,3-sialyltransferase 2-like. NCBI's taxonomy places the organism in Eukaryota, Metazoa, Chordata, Amphibia, Anura, Myobatrachidae. Gene Ontology annotation, biological process: sialylation. Gene Ontology annotation, molecular function: beta-galactoside (CMP) alpha-2,3-sialyltransferase activity. The coding region runs from base 881 to 1879 and encodes 332 amino acids. Gene Ontology annotation, cellular component: membrane. The record is from RefSeq and is a predicted model, not a curated record. The transcript is spliced from 7 exons.